AUUCUCGGAGCACUGAAGUGUUGUUAGCAGAAUCUUCAAUUCAGUCAUUGUCUCAAAUUAUGUAGUUCUCUAUUAUCAUAAUGAAUUAACAUGGAAUUAACUCAAGAGAUGAAGAGAAAUGUUGGGUCAUUUUCCAUUUUAUAGAAAAAAAACGGCAGGUGGGGUGUCUCCGAUGGGAUAGGUGGAUAUUCUGCUGCAGGGAGGCACGGCGCGGCGGCUGGCUGAGAUCACAUCAAAAUGGCCGCAUUUUAGUCUACAGACUGAUUUUCUUUACUGUUUGCCAAACGUGCGAAAAAGGUGGAUAAGUGUUUGAUAAAAUAACGGGAUCUGUUUCGCUCAAAAUUUCUCCACCGUUAGGGCAGAAAUUUUUUGAGAAAUAGACGGGAUUUCGAUUUCAAAGGGUCGGUUUUAACAGAAUGUUACGACACCAACAUCAUUCUAUGCAAAACCAACUUCGAGAUCAAAAUAGUUUUUUAUACCAUUCAAUGACUCUUUAGGAUGGCAGGGCCGAUGCAUCCGAUGCAGCAGGCUAAUAUGGCCCCUCCACACCAGCCGCAGCAUCCACAUCCGCACCGCAAUCCACAUGGCCCGCACCCGCAACAAAUGCCAAUGACCACACGUCAACAACUUCCCACUCACCAGAUGUCACAGCGUGUUCAUGAGAAUUAUAAUCCUCGGCAGCCAGUGUUGUUGGGAAUGAACUCACAACACGCUGAUGUUCGCUACCGUUCUAUAUCAGUGAUAAGUCUGCUGCUUCUGCUAAGUAUGGCAAAGGCAAGAAAACACCGGCCUACGUUAGACUUUGAUCCGGAAGAACUACAACUAUUGUUUGGGCCAACAGGUUGCAUUCAAGGUGUUAUGGCCAACGUCGGAUUAAUUGACCCAAGCAACACAGUUGCUGGAACUCUUCCUAGCAAAACAGCUCAACAAACCCAACAACAUCAACAGGAACAAAUUAAUCAGCAGCAAGCUACUUCACCUACGAACGAAAAUAACGAAGAGUCUAGGAAUCAGAGUCCACCUAAUCAGACUCAAUUGAAUGGAAAUAAUUCAAACUUGGCAAACAUGAAAGAAAAAACUCCAAUGUGUCUUGUCAACGAGCUUGCACGAUUUAACAAGAUACAACACCAAUAUAGAUUAACCAAUGAACAGGGACCGGCACACAAAAAAAAGUUUACUGUAACUCUGAAACUGGAUGAUGAAGAAUUUGUUGCUGAAGGUCCAAGUAUAAAGAAAGCUCAACACAGUGCAGCCACAAAAGCCCUUGAAGACACUUGGUACAGACAUCCACCACCAAAACCUGCACGUGCAAUGAGAAUUGGGCAUCCAGGCAAAUGCCCCGCGGCUUCUGGUCAUCUGCCGCCAACGGUAGAACUUAAUGCUUUGGCAAUGAAACGUGGCGAGCCGACUGUCUACACGUUUAGUCAAGCUCCAACUACUCCGAUUCAACCAUUUGUCUCACAUGGAUUUGGGAAUUUGGCUAGAAUGUUGGCUCCACGUUACCCAUCUUAUAAUCGUGGGUUUCAGGCUCAACAGCAAGGGCUAUAUGCUGUCACGCUUAAGGUUGGAGACCGUGAAUUCCUUGGUAGAGGUGUAACUGGUCAAGCUGCUCGUCACGACGCAGCUAGUCGAGCACUGGAACAACUUCGCCAACUACCUUUACCUGAAGAGAUAGCUAACACAUGUGCGACAAACGAGAAUGGAACUUUGUCUGGGAUAGAUGAUCCUAAUGCAGAGUUGAAGAGCCCUGUUUCGCUUGUUCAUGAAACGGCAUUAAAACGUGGCCUGGCAGUCACUUUUGAAGUUGUAUCAGAACGAGGCAAACCCCACAUCAGAAUUUUUGUUACCAAAUGUACAGUUGGAGAUAGAACUACAACCGGGGAAGGACCUUCGAAGAAAGUAUCUAAAAAACGAGCAGCAGAAUUAAUGUUGGAAGAGUUGAAACGACUCCCUCCACUUCCUAUUACAAUACAAAAUCCUUCUUCACAACGUAUGAAGCGUAAACCACCGGCAACAAAAAAGAAGUCACGAAAUCUCAUCAAAGUUUAUCAGGAACUUCGAACAGAACCAGAGGCAGCUGAAGAGGUUAAUCCUAUCUCCCGUCUCAUUCAGAUACAGCAAGCCAAACGAGAAAGAGAACCAGUUUACACACUCGUUGACGAGAAGGGUGCCCCAAGACGUAGAGAGUUUAUUAUGGAAGUCACUGUUGGAACUAAUUCUGCUCAAGGACUUGGACCGAAUAAAAAACUAGCUAAGAGAGCUGCAGCUGAGGCAUUGUUAAUGCAAUUAGGAUACAGUAAACCGCAACCCCUGCCGGCAAAACCAUCCAUCAAGACUGGAGAGAAUGAAAAUUCUGAGGGGAAACCGAGGAAGGUCACAUUUUUAGAAGAAGAUCAAGUCAACGAAAUCCCAAAUCACUCAGUUGGUGGAACAACUGGGCGACAGCUAGUUCCUGGACUUCUAUUAGUUGACGGUGGUCAAGAAUCAAAACCGGGCGGAGGACCAAGUGUCCAAGCUGUUGCCGAAGAAUUACGUGGCCAACAACAGCAGCAAGCACCUGCAGUUGUUUCCCCCAAAGAUCAGCUGAGAUAUUUAGCUCAGUUGCUUAGUUUUGAAGUACAGUUCAGCGAUUUCCCCAAGGGCAACCAUAACGAGUACCUUUCUCUUGUGUCUCUGAGUACGGAUCCACCACAGGUUUGUCAUGGUGCUGGGCCAACUACAGAUGCCAGUCGAGAUCAAGCAGCACUCACAGCAUUACGUACCCUUAGCAAGCUUGGAUUAGACAGUGUAACGAAUUCACAAAGUAAGAAGGACAAAGGUGUUUCUGGAGACGGCAUUCACAUCAACAACCAAGUAAAAAACAACAUGCUCAAUGGAGCUAUCAGUAAGUAAAUCAAAAAGGGAGGUUGAAAUUUACCGUUAAGUACGAUUUUGAAGACGUUUUCAUGUCCUGUUUUCUGCCACUGGCAAAUAAUUUUCGAAUUUGGUAACUUCUGGGUUUUUACUAACGCGAGCUCGUCUGGGAAAUGAAUUUAAUACUCAGAAUUUGUUACUGUCUAGAUACAUUUCCGAUUUAUUUUUUCAUUCGGACGACUAUAUUAUCUAUGGCGAUUAUAUGUAUUCUGAAAAUAUAAUAUAAUUUGUUUCAACUCUAUAUCUAAUCCGAUUCCGUAAUUAAGUUGUAUUUAUAUUUGACCCAAGCCAUCUUUAGAUUUUUCACUUUAUCACAUAUGUAUGAAAAGGACACACUAAUAAAUAUAAUCAUUGAAAACACUAAAAACUAAUGGAAAACACGGAAAAAAACUAUCAGAUCUGUGCUAAAAUGCGGCCAUCUAUAUCCGUCUUCUGAAGCUUCGGUUUAAUUGCCAUGAAUGUAAACUAUAUCUAAUUACCUAACACUGUUAUACUUAUAUGGAUGGAAUAGUAAUGAAUAGGAUCGUCUGAUUUGUUUCAGCUGAACGCUGAAACAAAUUAUUAUUCUUGAUAUGAAUAUUUUUAUUUCUCUAUUUUACUUGGCAACUGACUUUUGGAACAAUAUAUGUACCUAUUGAAGAUGAAAAACAAAAAUUUCAGAUUCAAUAUUAUUUAGGCGUGAAGCAAUCUGAAAAAAUAUAAGCCCACGUCUGAUACUAGAACCAGUGAUUUGUUGCGCGAGGAAAGUAAAAUAUUUGAAUAUAAAGAUUAAAACAAGAUAAAAUACAAGGAAAAAAAACAAAAAAAAAAAACAAAAAAAAACAAAAAAAACAAGAUAGGUAAUUUGAUGUAUACUCUUUCCACGCCCCAAUUUGCUUUUCGCUAGGGCCUGGAAGCAUUCUGGGGUUAUUAUAUUCAUGUUAAUAUCUAAUGUAGUAAAGUAUAAGAAAAAAGACGAAAAAAAACAAAAAAAAAAAGAGAACAACAUUGAAGCUUCUGUACAUAACUUGUAAAAUUGUAAAUCGCCGGUUCGUACAAGUUAUUGCGUUAAAAGUUUCAAUGUAUUAAACAGGUAAAAUUUCAAAAUUCGUAUCGUCCUGUGAUUAUUUUAGAUAAUUAAACCACACUUUUACGAGAGAAUAAAUUUGCUAUGGCGUUCCGAAUUUUGCAACAAUGCCGUUAACAUAAAAAAAAAACAGAAAAAAAAAAUUAGAAACGAGAAAGAUUUGAAAAAAAUAUAAUAAUGGAUGUAGGCAAUUCGGAGAUCAGCACAGGAGGUAAAUGCAAAUUAAUCUAUCGUUAGUUUGCACCCUAAUUUUAAACAAAA
Messenger RNA from Athalia rosae (coleseed sawfly), 4240 nucleotides. RefSeq names its product double-stranded RNA-binding protein Staufen homolog 2 (gene stau). NCBI's taxonomy places the organism in Eukaryota, Metazoa, Arthropoda, Insecta, Hymenoptera, Athaliidae. Bases 499 to 2892 code for a protein of 797 amino acids. The record is from RefSeq and is a predicted model, not a curated record. The transcript has 10 exons.